This is a messenger RNA of Suricata suricatta (meerkat), 1827 nucleotides long. Its product is annotated as 25-hydroxycholesterol 7-alpha-hydroxylase. The record is from RefSeq and is a predicted model, not a curated record. The coding region runs from base 11 to 1249 and encodes 412 amino acids. Gene Ontology annotation, biological process: bile acid biosynthetic process; cholesterol homeostasis. The transcript is spliced from 4 exons. Gene Ontology annotation, molecular function: steroid hydroxylase activity; iron ion binding; heme binding. NCBI's taxonomy places the organism in Eukaryota, Metazoa, Chordata, Mammalia, Carnivora, Herpestidae.
AACAUUUAUCAUGGACCCUUUUCAGUACCAGUUAGUAGUGAAAAACCGCAAAUUAAGCUUUCGAAUAUUUACUAAUAAGCUAUUAAGGAAAGCAUUUUCCAUCAAAAAGCUGGCGACGAAUGAUGACCUGAACGAUGAACUUCAUGUCUGCUAUCAGUUUUUACAAGGGAGAUCUUUGGACAUACUCACAGAAAACAUGAUGCAGAACUUAAAACAAGUUUUUGAACUCCAGCUACUAAAAGCCACAAAUUGGGCCAUGGCACACCUGUUGGCAUUCUGCAGCUCAAUCCUGUUUGAGAUCACAUUUACAACCAUAUAUGGAAAAGGUCUUGCUGAUAAUACAAAGAAAUUUAUUACUGAGCUAAGAGAAGAUUAUUUAAAAUUUGAUGACAAAUUCCCAUAUUUAAUAUCAGACAUACCCAUAGAGCUUCUAGGAAAUGUCAAGUCUAUUAGAAAGAAACUUAUAAAACACUUGACAUCAGAACACUUAGCUAAGAUACGAGGAUGGUCAGAAGUUGUUCAAAUGCGGCAACAUAUCCUGGAGAAAUAUUAUACGCCCGAGGACCUUGAAAUAGGAGCACAUCAUUUAGGCUUUCUCUGGGCCUCUGUGACAAACACUAUUCCAACUAUGUUCUGGGCGAUGUAUUACCUCCUACAGCACCCAGAAGCUAUGGCAGUGCUGCGUGACGAAAUUGACCAUUUGCUGCAGUCAACAGGUCAAGAGAAAGGGUCUGGAUUUACCAUCCACCUCACCAGAGAACAAUUGGACAGCCUGGUCUACCUAGAAAGCACCAUUCUCGAGGUUUUGCGACUCUGCUCAUUUUCAAGCGUCUUUCGUUUUGUUCAAGAGGAUUUGACUAUACGCUCAGAGACACAGGACUACUGUCUGCGAAAGGGGGACUUGGUUGCCAUCUUUCCUCCCGCCUUACACUAUGACCCAGAAAUCUUUGAAGCUCCAGAGGAGUUUAGAUUUAAUCGUUUUGUAGAAGAUGGCAAGAAGAAAACCACCUUUUUCAAAAAUGGAAAAAAGCUGAAGUGUUACCUGAUGCCAUUUGGAUCUGGAACCAGCAAAUGUCCAGGCCGAUUUUUGGCAGUUAUUGAAAUAAAGCAAUUGUUGGUUGUACUUUUAACUUAUUUUGAUUUAGAAAUAAUUGAUGAUAAACCUAUAGAAGCAAACUCCAGCCGUUUUCUGUUCGGUAUUCAGCACCCAGCUUCUGAUGUUUUAUUUAGGUACAGAGUAAAAUCUUAAAGAAGCUGAAAGGAAAGAAAAGAAAUCUAUCAAAACUAACUUAAAUGUCCCCCGCUUGUCGAUUUGUUUUGAAUUUCUGCAAAUGUAAUUGCUUUGUUUGUUUCUUUGUUUCUUUGUUUGUUUAAGAAGUGCCAAUUUAUAUUUGAUCUGUGAUCAGUCCAGUUCGCACUUAGUCACAAAACCCGUCAUAAAAUAAAAUAGGAUGUCGACAUGAAAAUGGACAUCAAAAUAAGCAUAAUGAUAAACUCAAAAUAGCUUUUUUAUGUUUUUCUACAUACUGUGAUUUUCGCCUGUCAUAGUAAAUGUACCACAAUAAAUUUGGCACUGUGGGAUUUUUUAAGUCACUCAAAUUCUUCUCUAAUAUGUAAAACACUUUAUGUACUACUAGAAAUUUGUGCUAGAAAUGGACACAGCCUAACAAAUGCAAAAUUCUCAGAGAAGAAGGAAAUUAAAUUUUCAUGAGAUAAACUGGAUGAAAAUGUUCCCUUCAAGUGUAAUAUCAAUAAUAUCUAUAUCGCCUGGGUACGUUUGUGCUAAAUGAGUUUUGCAGUAGAUUAAAUGCUUCAACUUCACUUCAA